Messenger RNA from Aspergillus aculeatus ATCC 16872, 2973 nucleotides. RefSeq lists its product as uncharacterized. Gene Ontology annotation, molecular function: RNA binding; protein binding. Gene Ontology annotation, cellular component: catalytic step 2 spliceosome. The record is from RefSeq and is a predicted model, not a curated record. Bases 1 to 2556 code for a protein of 851 amino acids. The transcript has 2 exons. Gene Ontology annotation, biological process: mRNA splicing, via spliceosome. Lineage: Eukaryota; Fungi; Ascomycota; Eurotiomycetes; Eurotiales; Aspergillaceae.
AUGACGGAUCCCGUUGUGUUGCAGUCUGCGGUGCGAGUGCCGACUCCGCCCCCAGAUGCCUCGUACUCUCCCCAACCUUCAGCAUCUCGCAAACGCUCACCUCCUUCUCGAUCCCCUUCACCAAACCGUCGCCGCUCGCCACCUGGUGACUCGCACGAUGGUGACCUCGAAGCGCCGCGCAUCGACCCGGAGCGCGCCAUCGAGCGAGAGCGUCAGCUUGCGGAGCGCGUUCGACAGCAUGAGAAACAGGAAGCCGCCGCAAGGAAGCCGAUGACGGAAGAGGAGAAGCAGGCGGCCGCCAAAGCCGAGUAUGAGAAGCUUUUGAGCAUGCGGUCAGGCGGUACCUAUAUCCCCCCGGCUCGACUGCGUGCGCUGCAGGCACAGAUCACCGAUAAGACCAGCAAGGAAUAUCAGCGGAUGGCUUGGGAGGCGUUAAAGAAGUCGAUCAAUGGUUUGAUCAACAAGGUCAACGUUUCCAACAUCAAGCAUAUUGUCCCGGAGCUGUUCGGUGAAAACCUGGUGCGCGGCCGCGGUCUGUUCUGCAGGAGCAUCAUGAAAGCUCAGGCGGCUAGUUUGCCCUUCACGCCCAUCUACGCUGCCAUGGCUGCUAUCGUCAACACAAAGCUGCCGCAGGUCGGAGAGCUCCUGCUCAAUCGGCUGAUUGUACAGUUCCGGAAGGCAUUCAAACGAAAUGACAAGGCUGUCUGCAUAUCAUCUACCACCUUCAUCGCCCAUCUGUGCAACCAGCAGGUUGCCCACGAGAUGCUGGCUGCCCAGAUUCUCCUUCUCUUGCUCCACAAGCCCACGGACGACAGUGUUGAGAUUGCGGUUGGACUCACACGGGAAGUUGGCCAGCACCUGGAAGAGAUGAGCGGACCCAUUGCGCUUGCGGUGUUCGACCAAUUCCGCAACAUUCUUCACGAGGCGGAUAUCGAUAAGCGUGUGCAGUAUAUGAUCGAGGUGCUGUUCCAGGUUCGCAAGGACAGAUACAAGGACAACCCGGCGAUCAAGGAGGAGUUGGACCUGAUCGAGGAAGAAGAUCAGAUUACACACCAGAUUGGUCUUGACGAUGAGAUUGACACUCAGGACGGGCUGAACAUUUUCAAGUACGAUGCGCAAUGGGAGGAGCACGAAGAGGCCUACAAGAAGCUGAAGGCGGACAUCCUAGGAGAAGGCAGCGACGAUGAAGAGGAUGAGGAUGAGGACGAGGAUGAUGACAGCUCAGAUGAAGAGUCGGAAGAAGAGCGGAAGAUGGACAUCAAGGAUCAAACCAACGCAGACCUUGUCAACCUCCGCAGAACGAUUUACCUGACAAUCAUGUCCAGUAUAGAUUUCGAGGAAUGUUGUCACAAGCUGAUGAAGAUCUCCCUACCAACGGGUCUCGAGUCCGAGCUUCCAUCGAUGGUCAUCGAGUGCUGCUCGCAGGAGCGCACCUAUUCCAAAUUCUACGGCUUGAUCGGUGAAAGAUUCGCCAAGAUCAACCGCUUCUGGUCCGACCUCUUUGAAACCUCAUUUGCCAAAUACUACGACACGAUCCACCGAUACGAAACCAACCGACUACGCAACAUCGCCCGCUUCUUCGGUCACAUGAUCAGCACCGAUGCCAUCGGGUGGCAUGUGAUGUCCAUCAUUCACAUGAAUGAAGAAGAAACGACGUCCAGUAGCCGUAUCUUCAUCAAGAUCUUGUUCCAGGACCUGGCGGAGCAUAUGGGCUUGCCCAAGCUUCAAGAACGUAUGCGAGACGAGAUUCUGCGCCCCAGCUUCGAGGGUAUGUUCCCAACGGACAACCCACGCAACACCCGCUUCUCAAUCAACUACUUCACCAGUAUCGGCAUGGGUAUUUUGACGGAAGACAUGCGCGAGCACUUGAAGAACCUCCCCAAGCCCACCAUCCCUGCCUUGCCUCAGCGCGAUGGAGGCGACGAGUCAGACGCGGAUUCCGUCUCGUCGCAUCCCACCAGUUGCUCGACUUGCUCGCCCCGCUCCCGCUCCCGCUCCCGCUCCUACUCCUACUCCCGUUCCCCUUCGCCAGGCCGCCGCCGCAGACGCUCGGUCAGUCGGGGCCGGUCCGUCAGCCGCUCUGUGUCGGGCUCGUCCCGCCGAAGCUACAGCUACACGCCGUCGCGGUCUCGCUCGCCAGUCUCCAAGAACCGUCGACAUUCAGUCUCAUACAGUCGGUCUCGGUCGCGAUCACCUGCGCCCCGUAAACGCUCAUCCGUCUCGCGGAGCCCCCGUCCUCGCCGAGGCCGGGAUCACUCCUACGAUUCACGUUCCCGUUCCCGCUCCCCUCGUCGGAGUCGGUCCAGCCCCCUCUCGCCGAGAUCGCAGUUACAGCCGAUCACCCUCUCGGUCCGUGACCCCGCCCCCUCCUGCGCGUCGCGGCGCGCCCGCAGCCCGUACUGGGACCGACCGGUAUUCCGAAUCCCGAUCGCCUUCUCCUCCCCGCAGGCGGGUUGCCAGGAGCAUCUCGCGGUCUCGGUCUCGGUCUCGCACCAGAUCAGUGUCGGUGACGGCGCGGCGGCCGCCUGCGCCCAUCCGUCGUGGCCGCGAUGCUAGCGCGUCCCGCUCACCGGCACCACCGCGGGCUGGAGGAGGAGGAGGAGGAGGAGGUCGAAGACGGUACUCGGAUUCGAGGUCCCCUUCGCGGUCGCCCGUGCGCCGCCGUGCAUCGCCUUCGCAGACCCCUCCCCGCCGAGGCCGUGACUAGUAGUGUAUACAUCGAUGAGUGAAAGUCUGUGGGUCAAGAAGGGAAAGACUUCAAAAGGCCAUUUUUUUCGCUGCUGUUGUGCUUAUCAUGGGAUGAAUUAGGGCGGAAUGGGUUAAGUUUAUAUCAUAAUGGGGGGCUCAUUAUAGUGUGUAUCUAGUUUGAAGUGAUGAAAAAAGGCAAACAUCCAGCCAGGCCUUAGUCAUGUUUCAAGACUCACUCUAAGAUAUGAUAAAUCAUGGACUUCUUGUAGAGUAUCAACGGACAUC